CUUUAUUCUGCGGACAUCAGACAAACCCAACGGCUCUUUUCAGAGCCACCCAUGUUCUCCCUUAAAGAGUCAACGUUUGAAGCGCUAUUUACUGCACAGAUCAUCAUGCCUGAACCAGCGAAGUCUGCACCGAAGAAAGGAUCUAAGAAGACCGUCACUAAGACCGCUGCUAAAGGAGGAAAGAAGCGUAAGAGGACCAGGAAGGAGAGUUACGCUAUCUACGUGUACAAAGUCCUGAAGCAGGUUCAUCCUGACACCGGUAUCUCCUCCAAGGCGAUGGGAAUCAUGAACUCCUUCGUCAACGACAUCUUCGAGCGCAUCGCCGGUGAGUCGUCUCGUCUCGCUCACUACAACAAGCGCUCCACCAUCACCUCGAGAGAGAUCCAGACCGCCGUGCGGCUGCUGCUGCCCGGUGAACUGGCCAAACACGCCGUGUCUGAGGGCACAAAGGCCGUCACCAAGUACACCAGCUCCAAGUAAAGUGUGAUGAAGCUUGCAGCGACACCAAAGGCUCUUUUAAGAGCCACCCAUGUACUCGUCUAAAGAGCUUCUUUAAUUUUCCACAAUAUUAGUGAUUGCAGAACAUGUGGUCAUGAUUUCUUGAACCAAGCUAACAUUACA
Xyrauchen texanus (razorback sucker) is the source of this 621-nucleotide messenger RNA. Its product is annotated as histone H2B-like. The coding region runs from base 52 to 480 and encodes 142 amino acids. The record is from RefSeq and is a predicted model, not a curated record. Gene Ontology annotation, cellular component: nucleosome. Gene Ontology annotation, molecular function: structural constituent of chromatin; protein heterodimerization activity; DNA binding. The transcript is spliced from 2 exons. Lineage: Eukaryota; Metazoa; Chordata; Actinopteri; Cypriniformes; Catostomidae.